UGACACCAGAAGUAGAUUAAAAAAGUUUUAUCUCCCGCUUUCCGAUGUAGCGCCGUCACGUUGCCAUAGCAAUGGACUGGAGUAAACUGGACAAGACACUCGUCCAGUUUCAGGCACGUGCACGUGGAUAUUUGUUGAGAAAGGAAUUGGCCCGUGCGCGAGAAGACUUUGAAGACAUCGUGAAAGAGAUCGAUGGAGACUUGACACACGUGCAGUGGAAGGACACGAUUAUUAUCGCCACACCCCACUUCACUGACACUGACGACCCAUUUCCGCCCAGCAGUGAUGUGAGUUUGCCUUCAGAUCCAGGGCUAGAUGUCAGUGCCAGGCCUCAGAGCCCGGCAGCAUCGGCAGCAUCCUUAUCGUCGGACAGAGGGGGUGAUCAGACUCUCCUCUCACAGAGGACAGAAGCUGAGAGGGAUGAUUCAGAAACCAACAGCAAACCCCAUCUUUCAAGAGAUGUGGAGGAUGCCAGACAGAAGGACCAGGAGGAAGAUAAAGAUGGAGGACUGAUGGAGAGCACAGGAAACUCCACCACCAUCUGGAGCAGUUUGGAGCUGGAUGUGAGCAACAGUCACCAUCACCAGGGUCUCCGGCAGUACUGCUCGGCUCAGGAGGUGCCCUGCACACCGGAGGCCUUGCGUCUCCAUAGAAACGCGCUGACCAUGGAGCUGGUCUGGCUACAACAGGCCAUUGACAGCAGGAAAAAGUAUUUGUCUCUGAAGGACAGACUGACCAUGUCCUGACAGCAGAAGCAAGUGAAUGUAAUAAUGUGGGACUGGAGCCUUGACAGCUGUCAGUCAACACGUUGUCAAAGCAGUUUUCUACAAAAGCGUUGAUCGUGUGCUCGAUGAAUCAUGUACAGUGUU
Solea solea (common sole) is the source of this 869-nucleotide messenger RNA. It is a transcript of the gene iqcc, whose product is annotated as IQ motif containing C. The coding region runs from base 72 to 746 and encodes 224 amino acids. Lineage: Eukaryota; Metazoa; Chordata; Actinopteri; Pleuronectiformes; Soleidae. Gene Ontology annotation, molecular function: protein binding. The record is from RefSeq and is a predicted model, not a curated record. The transcript is spliced from 5 exons.